Messenger RNA from Acaulospora colombiana, 1263 nucleotides. Lineage: Eukaryota; Fungi; Glomeromycota; Glomeromycetes; Diversisporales; Acaulosporaceae. The record is from the annotation of a GenBank genome assembly.
GUUAGUGGAGGUCUCUGCCGAAGUCUCAAAUUGACCAGUAUCGUUCUAGAUUGGGCAUUACCUGAUCAACUCGUCUACUCAACGGUUAGCUCGCUGCUGCGUCUUGCAGAGAAAAGCUCCGGUGACAGACAGAGCAUCGUUACGGGCAUCAAACUCGUAUUUAGCUCUCCAUUGUCAUUCGAAUCUGCAGCUGACCCUCUUGCAGUGAUCAAUGUAGUCACACAGGCAUACCCAGCGCUCCACGGUCUUUACCGUGCUUUGAUCUCCACUCAGUUCAGGUGGACAAUAUCCGAUUGGCUCGCCCUCUCAAAUGUUAUUUCGGAUCUCCUUGAGGAAGACGUAAUUGACCGGUUGAAUUCUCUCGUGGCGGAUAUCGUGCAAUUGAACGAUGUAGACGCUCAUCUCCCACAAACGGUCCUCUCUCGUUAUAUUCACAAGGACCGUCCACUCUCGGGGUAUUUUGCCGUAUGCUGCGUCAUGGAAAUCCAAUGGACUGUUCUUGCUCAAACCUUGAUACCUUGGGAUGAAAAAACAAGCAAGUCAAAGGUUAUUGACAAAGUCGAAGACGCAGCUGCCGCCAACGCAGCAUGGGGUAUCUUGGUAUCCAAGAAAGUGGUCAUUCAAGACCAAUAUUCGCAGGAAGCUUUAGAUGGGCUCAAGCGGACCCGCGAUCGUGCCAUGGAGUGUUUCACGGAUCUACUAGCGCAAAUGGGGGAAAUAGAGGGUGAACCAUCUAUGGAUACUUAUGCCUGGGAGACGAUGGCUGAGUGCCUGAAAAUUGCCUCAGUUUGUUCUGCUGCACUGCAAAAUCUUGACAGUGCCCUAUACUCUCGACUUAAGCUCUUACUCGGCGACACUUCACCAGUAUAUGAUCCUUUUGUACAAGAAGCCGCACUAGAGGCCACAACGAUGCUACUACGCAACUUCAAGUCCAUUGCACCAGCUAUGAUCAGUCAUCUACGCCGCUUUGUCGCGACACCUCUAUCUAUCUUUCAAUUCGAAUUUGCCUCUGAUCAGCAAAUGCCCCCGGUGCUAUUGGCAACCGCAAAUUGUCUCGCUCUCAGCAUAAAGGUUGCUUCAAGUAAAAGCUCGGAAGGGGCAAAAAUGAUUGGCUCGUCGCCUUAUAUGAAUGAUGGAGAUGUUGCCACGAACGCUUAUGUGGAAACUGGAUUGAGGUCGUUCACAGAUGAGGAAAAGCGACUUGUAGCAAUCAGUACGGUGUGUGUGGUAUCGGUCUUAGCCAGGGAAUUCGACAUCGAAGAG